CGGUCAGACCGUGCAACAGCAUCCUUAGCACUGGUAGAAGCCGUGGCGACGUCACUGUUUGCGAACAACAAUGCUGCGGGUAUAGAUGCGACUAAGAGGAAGUGCAAACAACCAAAGCAGAGGAAACCACUGCAUGUGAGAUCCGCUGAUUAGUUUCUUCACACCGUUCGGAGUCCUUAAAGAUCCAUUACAGCCGCUGGGAGCGGACACUGGAAUUACACCGAGCUUUAGUUUCAUCCGCAUCCCUUGUCUGUAUCAGAGGAAACCAUCAUCUGCGCCCCCGGUGACCCAGAAACGAAGCAGUCGUGUGACAGAUGGAGAAACAGGCCGGAGGUGCCGGCGCUGGGGACGGUGCAGGGGCGAACAGAAAGCCGUGGGGCUCGCCGACUUGCGGCGCGGCAGCCGGUGAUACCCUGGACAGUCCAACAGGUUCUCACGUAGAAUGGUGUAAACAGCUAAUAGCAGCCACAAUCUCCAGUCAGAUCUCAGGAUCAGUCCAACCAGACAUUGGGAGCAGGGACAUCAAGGCUGGGAGAAGACCAGACUUCAUGACCCUCCCAGGUCUGAGAUACGGAGCACAGGUCAAAAUGUUCCAGAACCAGGUUCCUCUGCUCCCUGGAGAGACCAUCCAAACUACAGUCAAGGAUGUGAUGUACAUUUGUCCAUUCAGCGGUCUGGUUACUGGGACUUUGACCGUCACAGACUACAAGCUGUACUUCAUCAGUGUGGAAAAGGACUCUCCCUUCAUUCUGGAUGUGAACCUGGGAGUCAUCAGCAGGAUCGAAUCUAUCAGUGUUCCCAACCAAGGAGAGAACAACAAGGGACUGGAGCUGGUCUGCAAGGACAUGAGGAGUCCCAGGUUUGCCUAUAAGAUGGAGGAGAGCCAGCCGGACGUGGUGGAGGUGCUGACCAAACAUGCCUUUCCUCUGUCCCACAGUCUGCCCUUGUUUGCCUUCCUGUACAAAGAGCAGUUUCCUGUGGACGGCUGGAAGGUGUAUGACCCAGCAGCAGAAUACAGACGUCAGGGGCUUCCUAAUGAGAGCUGGACCAUCAGUAAGAUAAACAGCACCUAUGAGCUAUGUGACACGUAUCCUUCCGUCCUGGUCAUCCCCACCAACAUCACAGAUGAAGACAUCAAACGAGUGGCUGUGUUCAGAGCCAAGCACCGUAUACCGGUCUUGUCCUGGAUCCACCCGGAGUCUCAGGCCACCAUCGUACGCUGUAGCCAGCCGCUAGUUGGGCCGUCAGACCGUCGCUGUAAAGAAGACGAACGCUUUCUCCAAAUCAUCAUGGACGCCAACGCUCAGUCCCACAAGCUCACCAUCUUUGAUGCCCGACAGAGCAGCGUGGCCAUCACCAACAAGGGAAAGGAUGGAGGGUAUGAAAGUGAGAGUUUCUACCCCAACGUAGAGCUAAACUUCCUGGAAAUCCCAAACAUUCAUGUGAUGAGGGAGUCUCUCAGGAAGAUGAAGGAUGUCGUUUAUCCUACCAUAGACGAAGCUCACUGGCACUCCUUUAUCGACCAGACGCACUGGCUGGAGUACAUACGGCUGUUAUUAGCAGGAGCAGCAAAGGUAGCUGAUAAGCUGGAGUCUGGGAAGACGUCGGUGGUGGUUCACUGCAGCGACGGCUGGGACAGGACAGCCCAGCUUACCUCUCUGGCCAUGCUGAUGCUGGACAGUUACUAUCGCACACUGAGAGGCUUCCAGGUUUUAGUGGAGAAGGAGUGGAUUAGUUUUGGACACAAGUUUGCUGCUCGCGUGGGCCACGGUGAUGAGAACCAUGCUAACUCAGAGCGCUCGCCUCUGUUCGUCCAGUUUAUCGACUGCGUCUGGCAGAUGACUCGACAGUUCCCAGCAGCCUUUGAGUUCAAUGAGCUCUUCCUGAUCACCGUGCUGGACCAUCUGUACAGCUGUCUGUUUGGUACAUUCCUCUACAGCAGUGAACAGGAGCGGGCCAACCAGGAGGUUCCAGCCAAGACUGUGUCUCUCUGGUCGUACAUCAACAGCCAGCCCGAGGACUUCACCAACCCCUUCUACGUGGACUAUGAGAACCACGUUCUCUACCCGAUGGUUUCGCCCAGACACCUGGAGCUUUGGACCAGUUACUAUGCCCGCUGGAACCCACGCAUGAGGCCACAGGUACCAGUGCACCAGACUCUGAAGGAUCUGCUGAUCCUGAGAGCAGAGCUCCAGAGGAGGGUGGAGGAGCUGCAAAGAGAGGCUUCAUCCCACUCCCUGUCGUCCUCCUCGGACCACUCCCCGACACACACCGCAGGAACCCCGCUGCACACGGCUGUCUGACAGGGACGGCCACACAUGACUGCUUUUAUGUGUUUUAACAAAGUUACACCAAAAUACUAAUUGACUGAUAUUUUUAUCAACAUUUCCAUUUGAGAAAAAUAAAAUAACUCCUCGAGAUAUUUGUAAAAUUAAAAAGCAUUUAGAAAAUGUUUUAAACUAGACCUAACUGAAGGGUCCUGUUAACUAUAUUUAUAUUGUUUUUAUUGCACUUCACAAGAGCAUGGAUUUUUUUCUACUGUUCAACCAAAGCAUGUUAGAAAACAUGUUAAUAUAAAGUGAUUUGGGUUCAUUUUCUUGUUGCACUCUGUGGAUGUUGCACCAGUUCAACCU
Messenger RNA from Pundamilia nyererei, 2633 nucleotides. Its product is annotated as myotubularin-related protein 1-like. Lineage: Eukaryota; Metazoa; Chordata; Actinopteri; Cichliformes; Cichlidae. Gene Ontology annotation, cellular component: membrane; cytoplasm. The coding region runs from base 315 to 2303 and encodes 662 amino acids. Gene Ontology annotation, biological process: phosphatidylinositol dephosphorylation. The transcript is spliced from 18 exons. Gene Ontology annotation, molecular function: phosphatidylinositol-3-phosphate phosphatase activity; phosphatidylinositol-3,5-bisphosphate 3-phosphatase activity. The record is from RefSeq and is a predicted model, not a curated record.